UUAUGAAAAUUGCAUGAAUUUUUUUUAUUCUAUCUUAUAAUAUUUGAAGAAUAUUUUAUAUUUUAAUUAAAAACUAUCAUGUCUGUUUUGAUGAUUGCCGAAAAGCCUUCAUUGGCUCAAUCAUUAGCACAGAUAUUAUCGUAUGGAAAUAUGACCACAAGAAAAAAUGCCGCUUGUCCGGUUCAUGAAUAUCGCGGCACAUUUUUAGGACAAAAUGUUUCGUUCAAAUUUACAUCGGUUUGUGGACAUGUUUAUACCGCUGAUUUUGAAAGACGUUUUAAGAAUUGGGAUACAAGUGAUCCGGUCGAUUUGUAUUCAGCUAAAAUUGUACGCGUCGAAGCUAAUCCCAAAAUGAAAUUGGUCAAUUUUCUACAGAAAGAAGCUCGUGGUUGUAAAUAUCUUGUUCUAUGGCUUGAUUGUGACAAAGAAGGUGAAAACAUUUGUUUCGAAGUUAUUGAUACCAUUUCAGGUAUGAUGAACAUUUCAUUUCGUAAUCCUCAGACUGUCUUUCGAGCAUAUUUUAGUGCCAUUACACAGAAGGAUAUUCGAGAUGCAUUUAAUAAUCUUCGCCUUCCAAAUAAACUGGAAGCUCUUUCCGUAACUGCGCGACAAGAACUUGAUCUAAUUGUUGGCUGUUCGUUUACACGUUAUCAAACUCGAUAUUUUCAAGGAAAAUAUGGCGAUCUUGAUAGUUCACUUGUAUCAUAUGGUCCUUGUCAGGUUCCAACGUUAGCAUUUUGUGUACAACGUCAUGAUGAAAUUGAAUCAUUCAAACCGCAACCAUAUUGGACGAUGUCAGCUGUUGUUGCACCUGUUAAUUUCUCUGGUGAAUACAUAACGAUGGAAUGGAUGGGCGAACCAGAAUUCAAUAACGGAAAAAUCAAAUCAAUUCACAAUUCUCUCAAAGAUAUUAAACGUGGAAAAAUUGUUUCGAUCAAAAGAACAACGAAAACAACUGGCAAACCAAAGGCAUUAAAUACUGUUGAAUUAUUAAAGGUGGCUAGUGCUAAACUUGGUAUUGGUCCUCAUACAGCCAUGCAACUGGCCGAACGACUUUAUACACAAGGUUAUAUUAGUUAUCCUCGUACGGAAACAACAUUGUAUCCGAAAAAUUUUGAUUUUGUCGACGUAUUAGAAUCACAAAAAUCGAAUAAUGUUUGGGGAUCUGAUGUUAGAGAUUUAUUAAGUCAAGGAUUUUCACCACCACGUUCUGGACAUGAUGCCGGUGAUCAUCCACCGAUUACGCCAAUGAAAGCAGCAACACCAAUGGAACUUGGUGGUGAUUGUUGGCGUAUCUAUGAAUACAUUGCACGACAUUUUAUGGCUUCAUUGUCCACCGAUAUGGUACAUGAUGUUGUAACGGUCAUCGCUGAAAUUGGAUCUCAAUCAUUUAGAACUUCAUCUUCCGAAUUAAAACAUCCGGGUUAUACAAAAUUUUUACCAAAAGGUUCGUCAUUAAAUGAACGAUCAAUACCAUCGAUGCUGAAGGAAAAUGAUGAAGUUUUAGUAUCGGAGAUAAAAAUCAACAAUCAUAUGACACAGGCACCAAGUUAUCUAACUGAAUCCGAAUUAAUUUCAUUGAUGGAAAAACAUGGAAUCGGUACGGAUGCAUCGAUACCGACGCACAUUAAUAAUAUUUGCCAAAGAAAUUAUGUGAAAAUUUCCGGUGGAAGACAAUUGACACCGACAAAAUUAGGCAUUCUUUUAGUGCAUGGUUAUCGUCGAAUCGAUAAUGAUUUGGUCUCAUCGAACAUUCGUUCAGAUAUGGAAAAAGAAUUGAAUCAAAUUGCUAAAGGUUUGGCUGAUUUUGAAAUCGUAUUACAGAAAAAUAUUGAUUAUUAUCGUGGAAAAUUUCUACGUUACAUUGAAAAUAUUCAUCUUAUGGAUGAACUUUUUUCCAAAAAUUUUACAUCUUUAGUCGAAACAGGCAAACCAUUUUCAAAAUGCGGAAAAUGUAAACGAUAUAUGAAAUUGAUUGAAACCAAACCAGAACGAUUGGUAUGUGCUAUUUGUAAUGAAGCAUAUAAUCUACCUGGAAAUGGAAGCAUUAAAACCUACAAAGAAGUACAAUGUCCAAUCGAUGAUUUUGAUUUACUUUAUUUUACUGGACAGAAAAAUUUUAUAUUCUGUCCGAAUUGCUACAAUGAUCCACCGUUUGAAGAUAUGGGCAAAAAUGUUGGUUGUAAUCGUUGCACAAAUAAUGAAUGUAGUUAUUCUAUGCAUCGAAAUACACUCGGUCCAUGUCAUGCAUGUAAUUACAAUGGACAAUUAAUAUUGGAUCAAGGAUCCGGACCAAAUUGGAAAUUUCUUUGUAAUCAUUGUCAAUUUUCAAUGACAUUGUUUAAAGGUGCAUCCAAAGUAAAUAUUGAUCGUCAACGAUGUCAAUCAUGUCAAUCAAAUUAUUUGAUGAUCAAAUAUCAAUCGGAAAAAGCACGUCGAGAAAAUGGUAUGACAGAUUUUCUUGGCUGUUUAUGGUGUUCACCCGAAUUACAUAAUGUUGUCGAAGCUAUACAAAAUUAUUCACGAAGUUUUAAUCAGGCACAAAAUGGUAAUGAAGGUGAUCGUGGCGGAUAUCCUCAUCAUUAUAAUGGACGAGGAGGAGGUAGCCGUGGUGGUGGCGGUGGACGAGGAAGGGGACGUGGUGGAAGAGGUGGACAUUCAUCACGAGGUCGUGGUAGUAGUGGUGGAAGAGGAGGUUCAAGAGGACGUGGCAGUUUCCGUGGUAGAUAAUUUAAUUUAAAAAUUUUUUAUGUAAAAUUUUUUUUUUAAUUAUCAUUAAAACUGAAUAUAUUAAUUGAUUAA
Messenger RNA from Dermatophagoides pteronyssinus (European house dust mite), 2802 nucleotides. RefSeq names its product DNA topoisomerase 3-beta (gene Top3beta). Gene Ontology annotation, biological process: DNA topological change; DNA recombination; DNA repair. The record is from RefSeq and is a predicted model, not a curated record. Gene Ontology annotation, molecular function: DNA topoisomerase type I (single strand cut, ATP-independent) activity; DNA binding. Gene Ontology annotation, cellular component: nucleus. Lineage: Eukaryota; Metazoa; Arthropoda; Arachnida; Sarcoptiformes; Pyroglyphidae.